This is a messenger RNA of Phragmites australis (common reed), 951 nucleotides long. RefSeq lists its product as uncharacterized. Gene Ontology annotation, molecular function: hydroxypyruvate reductase [NAD(P)H] activity; NAD binding; glyoxylate reductase (NADPH) activity. The record is from RefSeq and is a predicted model, not a curated record. Gene Ontology annotation, cellular component: cytosol. NCBI's taxonomy places the organism in Eukaryota, Viridiplantae, Streptophyta, Magnoliopsida, Poales, Poaceae. The transcript has a single exon. The coding region runs from base 448 to 951 and encodes 167 amino acids.
GCUUUCAACAUCCGGCCUCCAUCUUUUAACAAUCUAGCAAUCUACUCUCCAUCAGCUUUUACUAGCUUUUGAUUUAUGAAAAGACCUACAUACCCUUCACAAUUCUGCUGAAUUUACCCACCACUGCCCCUGUACCCCUCUCCCACACACCAGGCCCUCUCCCACCGCCGCCGCUCAACAUCGCCUUGCCUCCCCGAAGUGAAUCCGGCGGAGCGCCUGCUGCUGCGUCGCACGAGCUCAUGCUGCCGCCGCACGAGCUUCCCACGAGCGCCUGCCGCUGCCGCGUCACCCGUUGUCGCCGGUCGUCUCAACUUGUCGCCAUCCGAAUCGCCGUUGGUGCCCACCAUUUCAAGCAGCGCACCAUCGUCUUCCUCAAUUCCUGUGAGCUCCGUCCGCCCCUCUCCGUCGACGAACCACUGUUGUAGCUCCUCUCUCCUGUCCACGAGCAUGGUGAGCGCCGCACAACCUCGCUGCACCAUCUGCGCGUGUCAAUUUGUCAACGGCCCGAUGUCGACGCGCCUAUCCGUGGGCGUCGGGCUCCGUCGUGCCACCUCGCUUGAUGCCGUCCAACUUCCGGCUGGGCUCGCCAGUCAGGACCUCUUCCGGCCAUCGAUUCUAGGAGCUCUGCAGGGUCGCCGCAGAGGCGUACAUCCGACGCUGACGGAGGAGACGCGGCACCUGGUGAACCGGGAGGUGCUGGGGGCGCUAGGCAGGGACGGCGUGCUCAUCAACGUCGGGCGGGGUGGGCUUGUCGACGAGCCGGAGCUGGUGCGCUGCCUACGGGAGGGCGUCAUUGGCGGUACCGGGCUAGACGUGUACGAGAACGAGCCGAAUGUGCCAUCUCACGCCAUGCUCAUGCAUGUGUACGAGAACCACAGAGCCGUGCUCACGCCGGAAUCCAAAAAUUGGAUGUGGGAGAAUAUUUGUGUGCAUAAAAAUUCAAGUUUAUAG